AUGUCUCAAGAAUUCGACCUUGGUACCCGAAUCCAGGCACUUGUCCUUCACUCAGAAGGCUAUUCAAGAGCCGCUAUAGUACAAAAAACGGGCUAUUCAGCCGGAGGCCUGUCCAGCCUAAUACAAAAGGCCAAAAAGCGAGGUUACCAGCCUGGUGAAGGCCCCGUCUUACGCGAAUACGUUGAAUCCGAGCCUCGAAAAGGCCGCCCACCUAAGUUGACCCAAGAUCGGAAGGACAAGAUCAUUGCAACUUUGACUUCGGAUAAGGCCUGCCGUCAAUUCUCUUCCCAGAAGUUAGCCGAUAAGUUCAACAGUGAAAACCCUGACGCUCCUUCGAUUUCUCGAACAACAGUACUGCGAGCUUUGACUGCUGAAGGCAGCCAAUACCUCCACACAUCGUCCCGACAUUUGGCCAGUGCCAAAGACUCGACUUUGGCCAUGGACAGUCUCAUUUCCUCUGAAGCAGCCGGGUCGCGUAUAAGAUUCCGAAGAUUGGGCUGCCAGAAUGUAAGGCGCAAACCCGAUAUUCAAGGACUAGCCAACUGCCUUCAACAUAGCCCACAAAAACGCGACCUUGCCUGGUUACCAGACCACAUGAAUAUGGCCUGGACUCCAUCUUUCAUAUGGCGGUAUGAGAAGGCCGCCCAAGAUCCUCGUGCUCUCCCGAAUCCUAAUGUCUAGUUUCUUGUAUAUAUCACAGGUAUUUGAAUG
Xylaria bambusicola is the source of this 711-nucleotide messenger RNA. RefSeq lists its product as uncharacterized. NCBI's taxonomy places the organism in Eukaryota, Fungi, Ascomycota, Sordariomycetes, Xylariales, Xylariaceae. The record is from RefSeq and is a predicted model, not a curated record. The coding region runs from base 1 to 681 and encodes 226 amino acids. The transcript is spliced from 2 exons.